Aspergillus candidus is the source of this 922-nucleotide messenger RNA. RefSeq lists its product as uncharacterized. Gene Ontology annotation, molecular function: COPII receptor activity. Gene Ontology annotation, cellular component: COPII-coated ER to Golgi transport vesicle; endoplasmic reticulum membrane; Golgi membrane. Bases 119 to 820 code for a protein of 233 amino acids. Gene Ontology annotation, biological process: endoplasmic reticulum to Golgi vesicle-mediated transport. The transcript has 2 exons. NCBI's taxonomy places the organism in Eukaryota, Fungi, Ascomycota, Eurotiomycetes, Eurotiales, Aspergillaceae. The record is from RefSeq and is a predicted model, not a curated record.
AGAGACCAAGACAAUCUGUUUGAUUCGCGCUCUUCUUCCUGCUGAAGGUCUCUCGAGUGAUUUUGACCUUUUCUUUUUAUUUCAUCCGACCCCCCACCCCCUCUCGUUUCCUUUCGAGAUGUGGAUCCUGCCACUGAUAGGAUACGCGGGAGUUAUAGUAGGAUUCUCAUUCCUUACGCUCGCUAUAGCUUCCGGCCUCUACUACCUUUCGGAGCUCGUGGAGGAACAUACAGUGCUGGCGCGUCGAGUAUUAACUCGACUGAUAUAUGGCAUCAUCUCCGUCCAGAUCCUCCUCUUCCUCUUCGAUGGAUUCCCAUUCUUCCUAUCCCUCCUCAGCAUCGGCUCGCACAUAGUCUACGCAAGCAACCUCCGCCGAUUCCCCAUCGUCAAGCUAUCGGAUCCCCUAUUCGUUCUAUCAUGCGUUCUCGUCGGCCUGAACCACUGGUUCUGGUUCUGCCACUUCUCCAAGCCACUGCCUGCUUUCCGGGGAUCGGGUAAUUGGGACCAGUAUGGGCCGGGAGAUGUCCCGACUUUCACGGAGGUGGCUUCAUACUUUGGGCUCUGUGUCUGGCUGGUUCCCUUUGCGCUUUUUGUGAGCCUGAGUGCGGGUGAGAAUGUCUUGCCCAGUAUGGGGUCCGAGUACGCUACGGGAGAACAUGCUGCAUCAUCGUCGGGAUUCCCUGGAAAUGCGCUUGCGUCGGACGGGAAAGCGAAGAACAAAGGUAUGGCUAAGGCUUUGGUAGACAGUGUUCGAGAUUGGGUCAGCGAAAACGGAGAGCUGAUGGGGUUCUGGAGGGGCGAGCGGUCAAAACGGUUUUAAGACCUGAGCAUGGGUUAGUGAGGAGAGAAGCUAGAAAUACUGCUUUUUUGUCACUUGUUUCUCCUGCACCUGUGUUUUUACUUUACGAAUCUGAGAUCAAGU